Molecule: messenger RNA, 2097 nt
Organism: Poeciliopsis prolifica (blackstripe livebearer)
Lineage: Eukaryota; Metazoa; Chordata; Actinopteri; Cyprinodontiformes; Poeciliidae
Product: persulfide dioxygenase ETHE1, mitochondrial-like
Exons: 7
Coding region: 463-1341 (292 amino acids)
Biological process (GO): hydrogen sulfide metabolic process; glutathione metabolic process
Molecular function (GO): sulfur dioxygenase activity
Source: RefSeq, a predicted model, not a curated record
CGUAGUUAUUAUGAAUGAACGAAUAUGCACAUUCAUCACAACAAAGUAAGUUUGGUUUCGGUAUGGAGCUGUAUGCUCCAUUUGUCACGUAGUCUAUAGUAGCUGAUGUUGCCUGCGUGACCCCUGAACUCGCCUGGGAACAGAUCGCGCGAGACAGCUGACAUUUGUUUGACCCAGUUUCGAGACACCAUUGUGAGGGUUGGCCGAUGAAAGAGGAAAACCCAGAUUUUGUUGCUAUAUAGUCUAAAUUCUGGGUAUAGUGAUAGGGAAACAGCAGCGAGUGAUAGCUUCGCUUCCAAUCGGGACUCAGCUCAGGUUUUUGUUUUGAUCUGUUUGUAUCUGCCGCGGUUUUAAGGACAAAUUCAUAAUCUUACGGUUACCAGCUUCUGGUUCUUCGGUGUCGCUCAGCCAGCUGGUGCUUAUCCAGUCAAACCUAGCUGCGAGUUCAGACAGAAAACCACAAUGUGUCCUGUAUUAAACAGAGUAAGACCUAUCCAUCGGGCUGUAGCUCUGUCGCUUCGUCUCGGAGCCAACACCGAGGGCUCGAGUUAUGCGGCAACCCAAAGCAGGCGCCUCUUUCCCGGCAAGAAUUCUCCCGUAGUCCUUCAGGGGAACGUCAGGCUCUACUGCUCCAGCAUGGCGAAGACGAAAGGACUGCUCUUCAGACAACUGUUUGAGGUGGAGAGCAGCACCUAUACCUACCUGCUGGCAGACGCGAACACCAGAGAGGCCAUCAUCAUUGAUCCUGUGCUGGAGACAAUUGACAGAGACAUAAACCUGGUAAAGGAACUGGGGCUAAAGCUGAUACUAGCAGUGAACACCCACUGCCAUGCAGACCACAUAACCAGCUCUGGGUUGAUGAAGAAAAGAAUUGCAGGACUGAAGAGUGCCAUCUCUAAAUUCAGCGGUGCCUCUGCAGAUGUCCUGCUGUCAGAGGGCGACAAAAUCCACUUUGGAAAACAUUACCUGACUGUUAGAGAAACACCGGGACACACGGAUGGGUGCACAACCUUCGUGUCAGCAGAUGAAAGCAUGGCUUUUACUGGGGAUGCUCUGCUUAUCCGAGGCUGUGGCAGAACAGACUUCCAGCAGGGCUGUGCAAAAUGCCUUUACGAUUCAGUCCACGACAAGAUCUUCACGCUGCCUGAUGACUGCCUCGUCUACCCAGCACAUGACUACUUAGGUCAGACUGUUUCCACGGUUGGUGAAGAACGCAAGUAUAACCCUCGUCUCAUAAAGUCGAAGGACGAGUUUGUGGAGAUCAUGAACAACUUGAAUCUCCCAAAGCCAGAUAAAAUAGAUAUUUCAUUGCCUGCUAACCUCGUUUGUGGACUCCAUUGACUCUGAAUGUUUUGAAGAAGGAAACAAGAAAAAAAAUCAUAAAGUCAGUGACAUAGCUACAGAAUAAUUUGCACAAAAAUUUGUUUAAGCAAACCUGACCUCAAUAGCUUUCCAUAAAGUGCUGUCAUUAUUCUUUGUAGUUAUGUAUUUGAAAAUCUGUAAUUAUUUGGAGUGCAGCUACUGAUGUAACUAUAACUGUGCUUUAAAUGAAAAUGGAAUGAAAUCUAAUUUGAUUGGAAAAAUAUUGUAACAGUGCUUUUGGUUGUAAAAGAACUAACAAUUUUUGUAUUACGCUUAAUGUGUUCAAUGUGUGUGUUUUUUAUCUAGAAUAUUUUAACUUGUAAUAUGAUUUAAGGAAUGAAUGAACCAAACAUUUUUAACUAAGGGAAAUAAAAGCCUUCAAUGUUUGAUUUCAUGGCCAUGUUGCUUUACUUGAACAGGUGACUUCUUUUGCAUGGGCUAUUCAAUGGUGUUUUUUCUAAUAAAAUAAAUUAUUUAAUCACCCACACUUCCACCAGUCACAGGAUUAUGAAGAAGUUGUUUUCAUUGGAGAACAAUCUAGGGAACCUUGUAAUGACCUUUAGCUCUUGUGUAGAUAACCUAUAUCUGAAAAAAGAAGGCCAAUACCUUCAAUCUGAAUUCUUUAUUUUUUAAAAUUUUCUGAUUGUGCUGCUUUCAGUCCUUUGACUCAAUAACUGUAACCUACAAUAGUUUCUGAGACCCGUAUGAAAAUAAAACUUGAUUUUAUGUUUGGAA